Molecule: messenger RNA, 4883 nt
Organism: Drosophila miranda
Lineage: Eukaryota; Metazoa; Arthropoda; Insecta; Diptera; Drosophilidae
Gene: Eip63E
Product: cyclin-dependent kinase 14
Exons: 13
Coding region: 247-2028 (593 amino acids)
Biological process (GO): protein phosphorylation
Cellular component (GO): nucleus; cytosol; cytoplasm
Molecular function (GO): cyclin binding; ATP binding; heme binding
Source: RefSeq, a predicted model, not a curated record
CUUGCGUCCAACUUCGUGGCCGUGUUGCCUCUCGUCCAUACCCUCUUUUUCUUCCCAUUAUGUGGAGUCCCGCGAGUCGUUGCGUUAAAAUUAAUUUUAAAAUUAUACAAUAAAACGCGUAAAUGUUGUGAAAAAAACAUGUGCAAUCUGCUCUCGGUGUUGUUGUUGAUCGAUGAGCAGUGAAGGACGCAGCAAGUGCUCUCCAACCUCCCUACCACCCCCGAGCGUCAUCCAAAAACGUGACUAAUGCACUGCUCGCGUAGCCUCUCUGCUGCUGGCGCCGUGGACAACACAACAACAACAUUCUAUACGGCAGCAGCACAAACAUCGGCGUCGGCAGCAGCCUCGGCCAGCACAACGCCAACGUCGAACAAGACGACAACAAUGGCCACAACGGGGGUAACGGCGACCACAGGGCAAGCGGCAACAAAUGCUAAAGAUGGUAAGUUCCGUUUCUGGUCAAAGUCAAGCCCUCCAUCAACGAGCAGCACUCCGCACCCCACUUCUGGCGUCACAAUGCGGGAGAAGAAAGGAGGAGCCCUGCAAAAGCUCAAGAAGAGGCUAUCCCAUAGCUUUGGGCGAUUAACAAUUUCCCGCGAAGAUGGCGACGAGUCGACGGCGCACCAUCAUCACCAUCAUCAUCAUCAUCAUCGCGGCGGCCAUGGCGGGCAUCAUAAUCACGGUAACAAAGUUCCAUACAAUGGCUACAAUUCGGAGGAAUAUCUGGAUCGUCUCGAACCGAAUGGCAAUAUACCCGCUGAUAAAACAAAUUGCAGAUAUGGAGCCCAAGAAUCUGCGAAAAAUGAUAGUAAGAAACCACAAGACUGGCGCAGCACGGACAGCACCGACCAUCACGAUCGCGUCCAGAGGCAGCUGUCCGUCUCCUCCGACAGCAAGCUGCUCGACGAGGACAUCCGUGAGGAGAUGAAGUACCAUUCGCAUGUGGUCAUGCGUCCCAAGAAGCCGCCCAGACCCAAGUCCGAAGUAUUCCUCAACAAGCAGGAUCCGCAUCCGCGACGCAAACGCUUCAGUGCAUUUGGUGGCGACUCCCCAUUCGGGAAACAGGAGGCCUACGUCAAGCUGGAGCCACUGGGCGAGGGAUCCUAUGCGACGGUCUACAAAGGAUUCAGCAAAUUAACCUACCAGCGGGUGGCGCUGAAGGAGAUCCGGCUGCAGGAGGAGGAGGGGGCACCCUUCACGGCCAUCCGCGAGGCCUCGCUGCUGAAAGAACUGAAGCACAGCAACAUCGUGACACUGCACGACAUCGUGCACACCCGUGAGACGCUGACCUUUGUCUUUGAGUAUGUGAACACGGAUCUAUCGCAAUACAUGGAGAAACAUCCGGGCGGUCUGGACCAUCGCAAUGUGCGCCUGUUCCUCUUCCAGCUGCUGCGCGGUCUCUCCUACUGCCACAAGCGUCGUGUCCUCCAUCGCGACGUGAAGCCGCAGAAUCUGCUAAUCAGCGACUGCGGCGAACUGAAGCUUGCCGACUUUGGCCUGGCCAGGGCCAAAAGUGUACCCAGUCACACAUAUUCGCAUGAGGUGGUCACGCUCUGGUAUCGUCCACCAGAUGUCCUGUUGGGCAGCACCGAGUACUCAACAUCACUGGACAUGUGGGGCGUCGGCUGCAUCUUCGUGGAGAUGGUGACUGGGAUGCCAACAUUCCCCGGCAUACGUGAUACCUACGAUCAGUUGGACAAGAUAUUCAAAUUGCUGGGCACCCCCACCGAGGAGACGUGGACGGGGGUAACCCAUUUCCCGGGGUACAAGCCCCACAAGCUGGGCUUCUAUCGGCCAAGGAAACUGGGUCACAAUUUCCCACGACUGUACGACAUCAUCGAGGGCGAAACGAUAGCGAACGCCUUCCUGCAGCUGAAUCCAGAGGAGCGGAUCGGCGCCGAUGAUGCACUGCUGCAUCCCUACUUUGCGCAGUUGCCAAAGAAACUCUACGAAUUGCCAGACGAAACCUCAAUAUUCACCGUGGAAGGCGUGCAGCUGUACACGGAGCCAAAUCGACAGAAUAAAUGAAAAUUAAAGCAAGUCCUCUCUGUGGAUGGCGUACGUUUCUAUUGUUAGGGGAUCCUAAAGCAUAAUCCUCGUAAAAACCCGAGCCCCAAAUGAAAUAUAUAUACCCAGAGCCCCCCAAUCAACCUCCUGGACUAGGCACAAGACAUCAGUAAAUCAAUCGUAUCAAUCAACCUAUCAACCAAUCACUUCAGACAGCCAUAUAACCGACGAAGGAGUGUUCCAGUUGCAGACCUAUAUUUUUGUUUGUACUAUAAUUCUAUGAUACUUUCUAGUUAUUAGUUCCAUUCGAAAGCGAGUGAGUGUAGCGCGGAGCGGAGCGGAGAGAGUACUCUUCCAGUACGCAGAUACAAUUUCAGAUACACCUAGAUACACAGCAGAUAGAGCGGAUACAGCGGAUACAGCGGCCAGCCAGUGGCAUUUUAUGUUCAGUCAAAUUGUAAAAUUUAGUUUAGAUUUCUUGUAUUUUAAGCAGACCAUCGUGUCCCGUCCCGAUCCGAUCCCUUCUCAAACCCGCGGCCUUGUCAAUAAGGAUACUCAAUUUAGUCAGUGCGCAGAGAUAUGUGCGUUUCGUGUUUAAUUUGCGUGAAAUGAUAUGUGAAUGUGCGUGUACCCAUAUCCUACCCAUAUAUUUUGCUCUUUAGUUUUUAGUAUAUUUUUGAGGGGAGGAAUCGCCCUAAUCGAGUGCAAUCCACACAAAAAUUGAUGGAUUGCUCGCUCAGUGCAAAAGUGGCAUCAAUUUUCACGCAAUUUGUUCAGCGAAGCGAUCCAUCAAGCACUAAAAAAGAACAACAUUAUUUCUGAUAUGAUUUCUCUCACAAGUCCUUUAGUUGGUUCCGCAUAUUUGCAGUACUAUAUAGUUUUUGUAAUGCUUCUUUGUCAAUCAAAUAAAAUGGGGGGUGUUCGCCGCGCUGUUUAAGUGAUAAUUUUAUAAUUAUUAAAUGAAUUUAUGUAAAAACAAAUAAAUUUAAAUCAUUUAUACCAUUUAAUUUGUUGCAUCUUUUAUAUUUGAUUAUUGUUUAUUAAUUGAUUCUUUUCUGUACUUUUUAAGUUCCUAAAUUAGUGAUAUACUCCAUCCAUUUAGGCGAAUGAAUGUAGUGUGUCGAGAGGCGAUUCGAGUCGAGUCCCGAGUGAGCGACGAGCGAGGAGACCCCCAGGAGGGAGGCUGAUUGAUUGAAUCAUAAACAUUUUCGAGGCAAACGUAAGCGAACGAACGAAUACUAGAUAAACAAUUAAAUUUAGCAAAGAAGCGAAAAUAGUAGAGUGAAAUUUUUAGCAAUCGACCGAAGGAAAGUACGAGUAAAUUCGACAUUAAAUAGCCAUCAAAUCAAAUCAAAUCAACUAAACACUAAACACUAAAGUAACCUAACCAAAUACGAGUAUUUUACAUAGAGUUUGUAGCGCAAGAAUCGCAACCAAUGAAUCCAAAAUCCAGAAUCCAUUAAUCCAUUACCAUAUUUCUAAGAAACGUUACGUACGAUAUAGGACCCGACGCCGAUGAGAGGACGCCCGCUGAUUACGGCGGGUCGCGGCGAUUUUAAAUGAAUGAAAUGAAGAGCUAACAAAAUGUGCAAAUUUGAAAUCAAAGACACUUGAGACGGUUUUGAAACAACAAGUAAAUGAAUCAAAAACGAUUUGAGUAUAGAGCAACUAAAGCGUAGAACAAAAUAUAUUAUGAAUAUCUAUCUCAAAUAGAUAUACAUACGUAUACAUAUACAUAGAUUUAUCUAUCGGAACGUAAGGACGAGCACAUUUGAGUCGUAUGCAAUCAAAUUGCUGAGAUGAGAUGAGAAGAGAAGAGAUGAAAAUUACUGAUGAAGGUUUUAUGAAAGGCAAAAGCCCGCAGCCCCCAAGCAAAGAACGAGAAACUUUGUGGGGGCUUCAAAUGGUACAUGCAGGCCAUUGCUAGACUUUUGGCAGGCAGUGUGCCAUGAUCAACGCGCGCGUUUUCGUAGCGAUACCAGAUUAUAUUUUGUAGCAAAAGUAAAAAAAAAAAAAUUAAACUAAAACAAAAACAAAAACAAAGAGAAAACAAAAAGAAAAACCAAAACAAAAAAAUAUUUCAAAUGAAUAAACUUUUUCUGUGAUUUAUGAAAAAAGUAUGCAAAGACAGACACAGACACAGACAGACAGAUAGACACAGACACAGACAUAGACAGAAAGCACACAAAAAAACACUCCAGCAUGAAGAUAAACUAAACAGAAACUAAAACUAAAAUGAAAAUGAAAAUGAAAAUUAGGCACUUUAGAGAGAAAACAAAACUCAAGUAGUAGAUGCUGGCGCAAAGCGAAAAUUGUUUAGAAUUAUUUGCUAGCCAGAGAAACAAAGAAAAGUACAUUAAAAUGAACCGAAAUUUGCACACACUCAAAAUUAAUGAAUGCCAAAAAGCAUUGGGAAAAGUUGUUCGAGAGGUAAACACUGGAUUCCGUUCUAUAUAUUUUUGGGUUUCCUGCGAAUUUUCACCCAUAAAAAUUGAGCAGGGGCAGAUAGAGAUACAGAGUAACAGUAACAGAAACAGAUACAGAUAAAGAGAGAUGAAAGAUGAAAGAUGAAAGAACAGAGGUAGUGACAUUGUAACGAAGCAUGGCAACGCACUUUUUGCACUUUUUCCCAUCCCGAAGGUUACGUCCAUAGUUUGUAAGCCAAUGGCCAAUGGAAACAACAAAUCGAAUCGAACGAAUAUGAAUCAAACGAAGAUUGAACUGGUUUUCGUUUCUAUUUUGCAAUCUAACGGAUACACGUAUCGAUGCUUUUUCGAGGCAUUUUUCUCUAAUUGAAUCAAUCCUUUUGCACAACAUUCGCGAAAAAAAACCAAAAAAAAAAAAAACCCCAAGAACAGAUUAAACGACAAUUUAAA